Molecule: messenger RNA, 1277 nt
Organism: Saccostrea cuccullata (small rock oyster)
Lineage: Eukaryota; Metazoa; Mollusca; Bivalvia; Ostreida; Ostreidae
Exons: 3
Coding region: 70-912 (280 amino acids)
Source: RefSeq, a predicted model, not a curated record
AAGAAUUUAGAUGAUAUAAUAACAGUGUAAAGAUAUAUUUGCCCACAUUGAAUAUCUGAAUCCAGAAAAAUGGAACUAAUGAAAAAGAUCAUUAUAUGCACAAAUCUGGUAAUAAUUAUGCCGAGGAACGUUUAUGGUAUGGAUUUUAUAUGUAUUAUUUUUUAUUUGAGAAGAAAUACACUGCUACCUUUAACAGUAUUAUUUGGUGCAUUAAGCGUUAUUCUAACAGGUGUAGUCAUCAGUUUAGUUAUGUACAUCAGGCACGUCAUGAAUAUCCUUAAAAGGGAAUGCUCCUUUACUGGAAAGAAAGGGAAAUCAAAACGUCCUGGACAGCCUGCUAAUCUUAAAUGUCCCAAAAAUCCCCCUCAGUCAACCUCAGAAAAAACAAGGUAUGCAGAGGAGACUCUUGAGAAGGAAUAUGAUGAUGUCUUCACAGAAUCAACACAAAUUGCGCAAUCUAAUAGACCCCAGCCAAAUCGUCCAACCUCAGAAUACACCUCACUUAAUCCUGGUCAGAAAGAUGAGGGACAGACUUAUAGUGGUCCAACCUCAGUAUACACCUCACUUAAUCCUGGUCAGAAAGAUGAGGGACAGACUUAUACCGUUCCAACCUCAGUAUACACCUCACUUAAUCCUGCUCAGAAAGAUGAGGGGCAGACUUAUACCGUUCCAAUCUCAGUUUAUACUUCACUUAAUCCUAGUCAUAUAAAUGAGGGACAGACUUAUACCGGUCUAAAUACAGACUCUGCACCUGCCAUGCAAAUGAUUCUUCCAAAACCUUCAAGCUCGACAUACGUCGAACUUAAUCUUGCUCAGGCUAAUCACCCAGUUGAAAAGGAAUACACAAGUCUUAACAUCGACAGUCAUUAUUCAUGUAAGUUCAUUGGUCAAUCUUCAGAAAAUGGUUCAUAAAUCUACAAGAAUAAAAUAAACACAAGUUUAGUUUGUAACAAGGUAAAAAUAUACGUUUCUGUUAAUCGUUGUUAUAAGCAUGAUUUAUAUUAGUUUUAUUAAGACUUAGAAGCAAUACACAAGCUAGAAAGAAAUAUGCCAACAGAACAUUUAUGCAAGGUAUAAGCCAAACAGAACACGAAACAAAGUUUUUUAUAUUAUAUAAAUGGUAUUUUGCUUAUAUAGCUCAUCGUUUGGAAUUCGAUUGUGUACGAAUUUGUUACAAAAAAAGUAAUGUUAUAUCUAACAAUUUAUUAAUAAAUAUUCAAUAAAUGAAUAUUACUUUUAUAUUAUUAAUAUUUAAAACAUCAAUACCACUGCUUUUU